AUGAACCACAUCCACACCUUGUCGAAGGUCAUAGAGAUUUGCGGGGAAUACCGUCUGCCCAUUCUUCUAACCUUCGCCGACUAUGAGAAAGCCUUUGACAGCGUAGAAACGAAUGCAAUACUGUCAGCGCUGGUCGAUCAGGGUGUGGACGCUCCGUAUGUGAAGACAUUAGUCAGUUGCUACGAACGAAGCACCACAGAGAUACAACUUUUCCACCGCCCCCUCACCAUACCCAUUGGAAAGGGGUUACGACAAGGCAAUACGAUAUCGCCGAAGCUGUUCACGGCUGCAUUGCAAUGGAUAAUGAAAUCACUAUCCUGGGAAGAAAGGGGCAUACGUGUUGAUGGAAGAUUUCUCUCGUGCCUUCAUUUCUCAACGACAUCAUUCUCGUUUCGAGCAGUAGCAGUGAAGCAGAAACGAUGCUCAACGAACUGA
Necator americanus (New World hookworm) is the source of this 435-nucleotide messenger RNA. RefSeq lists its product as uncharacterized. The record is from RefSeq and is a predicted model, not a curated record. Lineage: Eukaryota; Metazoa; Nematoda; Chromadorea; Rhabditida; Ancylostomatidae. The transcript has a single exon. The coding region runs from base 1 to 435 and encodes 144 amino acids.